AUGGCGCAGAUCCCCGCCAACCUUCCCCCAUCAUUGCAGCUCCUCCUGCAGAAACAACAGGAGCACUCUGGCCUGCAAGCACUGCGGGAAGCGAGCGGCGACCUCGUCAAGCGUGUCGAGAAGCUCGCCGAGAGCACAAACGUGAUGGCAGAUGGAGGCAAGGGUACGUGCUUCCCUCAUCCCAGUCCAAAGCUAACCCCAGCCAUCGGAGACGUCAUGCAGAACUGGUCGUACGUGUGGACGAUUCUAGAGCAGUUGCAGAGCUCGGCGAAGGGUACCGAGGAAGAAGGGCCGGAACCUGUCCCGCAGCUUGUGAGGUUGGUGUACAAGGAGGUCGAAGGCGGGGAGGACGAGCGGCCAGCCGAGGAAGGCAGCCAGCCGCAGCGAUGA
Trichosporon asahii var. asahii CBS 2479 is the source of this 390-nucleotide messenger RNA. RefSeq lists its product as uncharacterized. The transcript is spliced from 2 exons. The record is from RefSeq and is a predicted model, not a curated record. Lineage: Eukaryota; Fungi; Basidiomycota; Tremellomycetes; Trichosporonales; Trichosporonaceae. Bases 1 to 390 code for a protein of 129 amino acids.